AUGUCCUUACAGCAGAAGGCAUCGAUCUUGCAGAGUCACUGCAGCCACAGCUUAAGCCUGGAAGACGCUGCUAAGGGCGGCGAAGGAAACCAGCAAACCCUCGCGUGCUCCGCCGCUUCCUGCCCACCAAGGACACUGCAUCCCUGGGUCACGGAGCGCCCAGGCACAGCUCGCCGCCCCGAGAGCCGCGCAGGAAGCCCCAAGGAAGCCGAGCCCGUCCCGCAGCUCCCGCAGGAGGGGCGGACCAAGGCGGCCGCUCAGGCGCGGUGCGCACCCGCGGGCGCGGGAGAGCCGCAGCCCCCCUGCGCCAUCCCGGUGCCGCCGGAGCCUGCAGCCAACCCCAGCCCUUCCCCCGGGAAAACACACACAGGCGGGCGGACUGACGGGCGGGCGGGCCUUCCCAACACACACAGUCCCGCCGCCCCUGCCCAAUGCGCAGCUCUGGGGCUCUCCCGGGGCGCCCCUCUGCCUCAUCCCCCCCGUGCAGCGCCCCCCGCCGGCCGCCCCGCGCUACCUGCGCUCGCCGCCUCCACCGCCGCCUCCUCCCGGCCCGCGCGCCGCUUCCGCCCGCGCCGCGCGCCCCAAGCCCCGCCCCCCGCCCGCCCGGCGCCGCGGGCGCCCCCCAGCGGCGGGAGGGAGCGGCGGCAGCGGCGUCAGGGCCGGGGGGCCCCGCGGGGAGUUUGUGCUCCUCCGUGCCCUGGGCUGCGGAACGGAGGUGGGCAUGUUUGGUCUGGAGAAAAGUGA
Molecule: messenger RNA, 744 nt
Organism: Zonotrichia leucophrys gambelii
Lineage: Eukaryota; Metazoa; Chordata; Aves; Passeriformes; Passerellidae
Product: transcription initiation factor TFIID subunit 4-like
Exons: 1
Coding region: 1-744 (247 amino acids)
Source: RefSeq, a predicted model, not a curated record